CUUGACCCUGUAAUGUAGCUACUAGCUUCUCUCACAGAUUAGUAUAUAAGCUGAGCAUAAUAUGACAUGAUUUAGUGUAUAAGUUGAUGCAUUUAAAGAAGAUGGCAUUGUUUUUUCUGUUUAUUCAUCUCCUGAGUUUGCAUGCCUUUUUGUGCACAUCGCAAUCUCAGAGUAAUCCCCAGAGGAAAAAUACGACAUUUCAAGUCGGGGUGCUUCUUGAUUUGGAUUCAGCAAUAGGAAGCAGUGGCUUAAGCUACUUGAAAAUGGCACUUUCUGAUUUUUAUGAAAUUCAUACAAACUAUUCUACCAGGCUUGCUCUCCAUGUUGAGGACCCAAAGGGACAUGUCGUUGAUUCUGCUGCUUUAGCUCUGAAACUUCUGAAAGAGGUAAAGGUAGAUGCAAUAAUUGGUCCACAGAAGUCUUCACAAGCCAGUUUUGUGCUAGAUCUUGGCGAUAGAGCCCAUGUACCAGUCAUUUCUUUUUCUGCAACAAGCCCUUCUCUACGUCGCAGGACUCCAUACUUCAUUCAAACAGCUCAAAGUGAUGCUACUCAAGUAGGAGCCAUUGCUUCUAUAGUGAAAAAAUUUCAGUGGAGAGAAGCAGUAGUUAUAUUUGAAGAUACAGAUUAUGGGCAUGGAAUGAUUCCAUAUCUAGCUAAUGAAUUUUAUGAUAAUGAUGUGCGGAUUUCAUACAGAAGCAUCAUUCCUCUUCAGCCAACUGAGGAUUUUAUUCUAAAAGAGCUAUAUAAGAUGAUGACUAUGCAGACAAGAGUGUUUGUGGUGCAUAUGUCGCGUGCUCUUGCUGUUCGCCUCUUUCUGAAAGCACAGGAAAUAGGAAUGAUGAGUGAAGGUUAUGCAUGGAUUGUUUCUAGUGGUAUAAUGGAUAUGAUCUCCUCACUGGACUCGCAUAUAUUGGAAUCAAUGCAAGGUGUACUGGGAGUCAGACCUCAGAUUCCAGAGUCAGAAAAUCUUGAUUCUUUCUCUUACAGGUUAGGAAGAUUCUCUGAGAACGCGUCAAAUAUCAAGCAAAAAACAAAUCUAAGCUUCACUGGUUUAUGGGCAUACGACACUCUCUGGGCACUUGCAUUAGCUGCAGAGCGAGUUGGAUAUACCAACUCAAUUUCUGAAUAUAAUCCAAGUCAUUUAAAUUCAACAAACCUAUUUGAUUUUGAAACCUCUGAAACGGGUCCUAAAAUUCUCAGAGAAAUGUUGGUGACGAGGUUCAGAGGACUCAGCGGUGAGUUCAGUCUUGUUAAUGGACAAGUAGAGCCUGCAUCAUACCAGAUACUCAAUGUAGUAGGAGGGGAGGCCAGAGAAGUAGGAACCUGGUCUCCGAGCCAUGGUUUAUCUAGGACGCUGAAGAAAAAUGGUAAAACUUAUCAAGUUCCGAAUGAUCUUGGGGGCAUCAUAUGGCCAGGAGAAUCAACACAUCCUCCCAGGGGAUGGGAAAUUCAUGUUGGAGGAAAGAAGCUAAAAAUUGGAGUUCCAGUCAAAGAUGGUUUCACAGAAUUUUUACGUGCAGAAAGAGACCUUCAAACCAAUACAACCAAAGCUAGUGGACACUACAUUGAUCUGUUUGAUUCUGUCAUCAAAGCAUUGCCCUAUUCAGUCCAAUAUGAGUAUGUUCCUUUUCUGAUUGGAAUUGAUGGAACUUACAAUGAUUUUGUGCAUCAAGUCUUUCUUGAGAAAUUCGAUGCUGCUGUGGGAGAUAUUACAAUCACUACAAAUAGAUCACUGUAUGUAGACUUCACAAUGCCUAUAUCAGAAGGAGGAGUUUCUAUGAUUGUUCCGAUCACAUACGAGGAUUCAAAUAACAAAUGGACGUUCUUAAAGCCCCUUAAGAAGGAUCUGUGGUUAACCAGCAUUGCAUUCUUCAUCUUCACCGGUUUUGCUGUUUGGGUUCUUGAACACCGGAUAAAUACUGCUUUCAGAGGUCCGCCUUCCCAGCAUGUCGGCAUGAUCUGUUGGUUCCCCUUGUCCACCGUAGUGUUUGCUCACAGAGAGAAAAUAAUGAGCAACUUUGCCCGUCUGGUUGUUGUGGUCUGGAUAUUUGUGGUGCUCAUUUUAAGCUCCACUUAUACUGCUAGUUUAUCAUCAAGAUUGACAGUACAGAGGCUCCGACCAAGUUACACAGAUGUGGAGGAGCUUAUUAAGAACGGAAACUACGUUGGCUAUCAAGCAGGAUCAUUUAUCCCCGGCCUCUUGAAAAGUUUGGGUUUUGAAGAAACGAAGAUGAAAUCUUACAGGUUUGCCGAAGAAUGCAGUGAAGCUCUGACUAAAGGAAGUAAACAGGGAGGCAUAUCAGCAUUUUUCGAUGUCACACCCCAUGCCAAGCUCUUUGUAUCCAAAUACUGCAACAAGUUCAUGGAAGUUGGACCAACUUACCGAACAGAUGGAUUUGCAUUCGUUUUUCGGAAAGGAUCACCUUUAGUUGCUGAUGUCUCGCGAGCCAUAAUCAGUGUUACAGAAGGUAAGAAGAUAUCUAUAAUUGAUCCAGUGUGUCCAGAAUCAGGAAGCAAUAUGGGAUCCAACAGUGUGAGCUUGGAAAGCUUUGAAGGCCUGUUUGCAAUCACUGGAAGUGUCACAGCAACAUGCCUUGCUGUAUUCUUGUUUCUUUACCUAUACAAGAACAGACUGUUUCUUCAAAGAAUUGUUGCGAAUUCAAGCUCAACUACUUGGUCAAAAAUCUGUGCAGUAUGCAGACAUUUUGACAACAGAGAUCUUUCUUCUUUUCCUUUUAGCCGGAGUACUCAUGACAGCAAGUUUCGACUUGACAAUGGUAGCACCUUGUCGCCUUCAACUGCGGAUUUGGCAACGAGUUCUCAUGUACAGCUAGCAACUCGUCCAAUACCAGUGGCAACUGAAGGUGCUAACCAUGAGAUUACUCCGCCAAACCCUCAAGAUGUUGUAUGAGAAACUAAACUAUUUGUUCAUCUUAGUUUACCCUUAACUACCUAUCAGUGUUUAUCUUGUCUAACCGCAGUAGAAUCAUGGCAGUACUACUUUUUUUUGAGGUUUUUUGUUUUUAUUUAUUUUGGUUUUUCUCUUCUCUCAUUGAUUUGUAGACUCUGGAUUUGUAUAUAUGAGGCUCCAUAUGUUCUUAAACUUGCAUA
Molecule: messenger RNA, 3112 nt
Organism: Daucus carota subsp. sativus
Lineage: Eukaryota; Viridiplantae; Streptophyta; Magnoliopsida; Apiales; Apiaceae
Product: glutamate receptor 2.8
Exons: 5
Coding region: 87-2912 (941 amino acids)
Cellular component (GO): plasma membrane
Molecular function (GO): ligand-gated monoatomic ion channel activity; signaling receptor activity
Source: RefSeq, a predicted model, not a curated record